Meloidogyne enterolobii is the source of this 1000-nucleotide messenger RNA. The record is from the annotation of a GenBank genome assembly. Lineage: Eukaryota; Metazoa; Nematoda; Chromadorea; Rhabditida; Meloidogynidae.
UUCAAUGAUUUGGACUUUUUGUGCUCUAAUAUUGCAAAUACACAUUUUAUUAAAUAUUGCUUUUGAAAAAGUUUCGCUGGCUGAAUUAUUCCCUGAAAGAAAUACACUUAUUUGUGCAACUGGUUUAUUCUUUUUGGGAUCUUUGCUUUUCAAUGCUUUUGCUGAUCAAUUUUUGGAUAUUGAAAUUUCUAAAGGUUAUCUCAACUUUAUCAACUCUUUAAAUGAUUUUAUACAAGAACAUGGAUUUCAACCUUUAUUUUCUUCAAGUUCACGCUCUCCCUUAUUAUUUCUAGUCUGUUUGGCGUUAAUUUUUUCAAUAAUUUUGAGCGCUUUUUUCUUUCCUUUGUUGCAAUAUACGUCUCUAUAUUUUGAUUUUUUUGAAGAUGAGGAUGAGGAGAGAGGAUUUAAGAAUAUUUUUGUGAGGUGUAUGCUUCAUUUUUCUUUUUUGGCACCAGUUGGAGUUUUGCUUCUAUUCUUGCGUCCAAUUGUUGAACAAAUUUUGGAAAUUCAAUUUAUCACUCAUGAACAAUUAAAAUCUCUUCGACUUUUGGCUUUGUUUAUAACCUUAUUUGCAAGAAUUUAUUCUUCACGAAUUUGUCUACAAACUUUUUUGGAUAAACCCAAAAAAGUUUUGAUUGAAUAUUCUUUCAAAAAUUUAAAAGAAGAGGAAAAACAGAGAAAGGUAGCCAAUUAUGCCUCAUAUGCUUGUACUGCUGCUUUACAACAUUAUAUGCCUAUUGCUAUUAUUUUAUCAAUUGGAUUUAUUUUGAAGAAUUUAGCUGAUGUUUCAUUUUCUUCUCUUUUGUAUCAAUCAACAACCACUACAUCCUCAACAACAACAAAUACAUUAUUGGAUAAAAAAUUUAUUUUAUUAAAUAUUUUAUUUUCAAAAGAAUUUCACGAGCCUUUAUGGACGUUAGCUUUAACAACUUUAAUUUGUGGACAAUGUUUGAUUUGUCUGUUUGGUGUUAUUAUGAGGAAAACUAGUAGAGGAAGAUAG